This is a messenger RNA of Heterotrigona itama, 375 nucleotides long. The record is from the annotation of a GenBank genome assembly. Lineage: Eukaryota; Metazoa; Arthropoda; Insecta; Hymenoptera; Apidae.
AUGUCACCUCAUGUUGUGCUUUUACAAGUCACUGGUCGUCAAAGUGCCGAUAAUUCUUCGUUGAAAUACGGAGCAAUGUAUGAAGAAACGAAGCCACGUACAAUCAGAGCUCAAUUUGACAAGGCAGAGUACGAAGAAAUGUUGAACGAGCACUAUGAAACGUACUCUCCGAUGAUUUCUCAACAAGUAUUCAAGAACACCAUAAUCGACACUUUACGAAGUAAAAAUUCAGAAAGUUUGAAUUCCGAUUUCAUUUCACUGCAAGGGAAUAUCGUGAUGGAUAAACUAGCUACACAGUCUGAAGAAGGGAUUAAAUUAUGGAAAGACAUGGAAAAAAUAGGAAGAAAAUUGGAUCCGACGAACGACAGAAGAUAA